CUAGGCAGGCAUGACUUUGUCAGUCAACCACCCCGCAGCCGGGCCCUGGGCUUUGUUAGCAGCCACUUGGCGAGGGCCCCGGGCGGGUGGGGAGGCGGCGCUUCCUCCAAGAGGAGGUGGGACCCCGGCCCCGACGACCUCGGAGCCGCCCCCAGCCCCGGAUCGCCGACGACACCUCUCGCUGCUCCAGGAGGACCUGCAGGAGGACGCAGACGGAUUUGGUGUGGAUGACUACAGCUCAGAGUCUGAUGUGAUUAUUAUACCUUCAGCCCUGGACUUUGUCUCACAAGAUGAAAUGUUGACGCCCCUGGGGAGAUUGGACAAGUAUGCUGCAAGUGAGAACAUAUUUAACAGACAAAUGGUGGCCCGGAGUUUGCUCGAUACCUUGAGGGAAGUCUGCGAUGAUGAAAGAGAUUGUAUUGCUGUUUUGGAAAGAAUUAGCAGAUUGGCCGAUGAUUCAGAACCAACUGUGAGAGCGGAGCUGAUGGAACAGGUGCCUCACAUCGCACUGUUUUGUCAAGAAAACCGGCCUUCAAUACCAUAUGCUUUUUCAAAAUUCUUACUACCUAUUGUGGUUAGAUACCUUGCAGAUCAGAAUAAUCAGGUGAGGAAAACAAGUCAGGCAGCUUUGCUGGCUCUGUUGGAGCAGGAGCUCAUUGAACGAUUUGAUGUGGAGACCAAAGUGUGCCCUGUCCUCAUAGAGCUGACAGCCCCAGAUAGCAAUGAUGAUGUGAAAACAGAAGCUGUGGCUAUAAUGUGCAAAAUGGCUCCCAUGGUUGGGAAGGAUAUUACAGAGCGUCUUAUCCUCCCUAGGUUUUGUGAGAUGUGCUGCGAUUGCAGAAUGUUUCACGUUCGAAAGGUCUGUGCUGCCAAUUUUGGAGAUAUUUGCAGUGUAGUUGGCCAGCAAGCUACUGAAGAAAUGUUGCUGCCCAGAUUUUUCCAGCUUUGUUCUGAUAAUGUAUGGGGAGUCCGAAAGGCUUGUGCUGAAUGCUUCAUGGCGGUUUCAUGUGCAACAUGUCAAGAAAUCCGGCGGACCAAAUUAUCAGCACUUUUUAUUAAUUUGAUCAGUGAUCCUUCACGUUGGGUUCGCCAAGCAGCUUUUCAGUCUCUGGGACCUUUCAUAUCUACUUUUGCUAAUCCAUCUAGCUCAGGCCAGUAUUUUAAAGAAGAAAGCAAAAGUGCAGAAGAGAUGUCAGUAGAAAACAAAAAUAGGACCAGAGAUCAAGAAGCCCCAGAGGAUGUACAAGUCAGGCCAGAGGAUACUCCUUCAGAUCUCAGUGUUAGUAAUUGCAGUGUCAUACUGGAAAACACGAUGGAAGACCAUGCUGCUGAGGCAUCCGGGAAGCCUCUAGGUGAAAUUAGUGUUCCACUGGACAGCUCUUUACUUUGUACUUUGUCCUCAGAAUCUCACCAGGAAGCAGCUAGUAAUGAGAAUGAUAAAAAACCUGGUAACUACAAAUCUAUGUUACGACCAGAGGUUGGCACCACUUCACAAGAUUCAGCUCUCUUAGAUCAGGAAUUGUAUAACUCCUUCCAUUUCUGGAGGACUCCUCUUCCUGAAAUAGAUCUAGACAUAGAGCUUGAACAGAACUCUGGGGGAAAACCCAGCCCAGAGGGACCAGAGGAAGAAUCUGAGGGCCCUGUGCCCAGUUCUCCAAACAUCACCAUGGCCACCAGAAAGGAACUGGAAGAAAUGAUAGAAAAUCUAGAGCCCCACAUUGAUGAUCCAGAUGUUAAAGCACAAGUGGAAGUGCUGUCCGCUGCACUACGUGCUUCCAGCCUGGAUGCGCAUGAAGAGACCAUCAGUAUAGAAAAGAGAAGUGAUUUGCAAGAUGAACUGGAUAUAAAUGAGCUACCAAAUUGUAAAAUAAAUCAAGAAGAUUCUGUGCCUUUAAUCAGCGAUGCUGUUGAGAAUAUGGACUCCACUCUUCACUAUAUUCACAACGAUUCAGACUUGAGCAACAAUAGCAGUUUUAGCCCUGAUGAGGAAAGGAGAACUAAAGUACAAGAUGUUGUACCUCAGGCGUUGUUAGAUCAGUAUUUAUCUAUGACUGACCCUUCUCGUGCACAGACGGUUGACACUGAAAUUGCUAAGCACUGUGCAUAUAGCCUCCCUGGUGUGGCCUUGACACUCGGAAGACAGAAUUGGCACUGCCUGAGAGAGACGUAUGAGACUCUGGCCUCAGACAUGCAGUGGAAAGUUCGACGAACUCUAGCAUUCUCCAUCCACGAGCUUGCAGUUAUUCUUGGAGAUCAGUUGACAGCUGCAGAUCUGGUUCCAAUUUUUAAUGGAUUUUUAAAAGACCUCGAUGAAGUCAGGAUAGGUGUCCUUAAACACUUGCAUGAUUUUCUGAAGCUUCUUCAUAUUGACAAAAGAAGAGAAUAUCUUUAUCAACUUCAGGAGUUUUUGGUGACAGAUAAUAGUAGAAAUUGGCGGUUUCGAGCUGAACUGGCUGAACAGCUGAUUUUACUUCUAGAGUUAUAUAGUCCCAGAGAUGUUUAUGACUAUUUACGUCCCAUUGCUCUGAAUCUGUGUGCAGACAAAGUUUCUUCUGUUCGUUGGAUUUCCUACAAGUUGGUCAGCGAGAUGGUGAAGAAGCUGCACGCGGCAACACCACCAACGUUCGGAGUGGACCUCAUCAAUGAGCUUGUGGAGAACUUUGGCAGAUGUCCCAAGUGGUCUGGUCGGCAAGCCUUUGUCUUUGUCUGCCAGACUGUCAUCGAGGAUGACUGCCUUCCCAUGGACCAGUUUGCUGUGCAUCUGAUGCCGCAUCUGCUAACCUUAGCAAACGACAGGGUUCCUAAUGUGCGAGUGCUGCUUGCAAAGACAUUAAGACAGACUCUACUAGAAAAAGAAAUACCCAGUUUAACUGGUUACACUCGUACUUGACGGACUCUGAAAUGUUCCGUUGGACUGGUUUCAUCUGUCCUAUGCACGUGUCAUUUCCAGACUAUUUCUUGGCCUCUGCCAGCUGCCACCAGGAGGCUGUGGAGCAGACCAUCAUGGCUCUUCAGAUGGACCGUGACAGCGAUGUCAAGUAUUUUGCAAGCAUCCACCCUGCUAGUACCAAAAUCUCCGAAGAUGCCAUGAGCACAGCGUCCUCAACCUACUAGAAGGCUUGAAUCUCGGUGUCUUUCCUGCUUCCAUGAGAGCCGAGGUUCAGUGGGCAUUCCCCACGCAUGUGACCUGGGAUAGCUUUCAGGGGGGGAGAGACCUUCCUCUCCUGCGGACUUCAUUGCAGGUGCAAGUUGCCUACACCCAAUACCAGGGAUUUUAAGAGUCAAGAGAAAGUACAGUAAACACUAUUAUCUUAUCUUGACUUUAAGGGGAAAUAAUUUCUCAGAGGAUUAUAAUUGUCACCGAAGCCUUAAAUCCUUCUGUCUUCCUGACUGAAUGAAACUUGAAUUGGCAGAGCAUUUUCCUUAUGGAAGGGAUGAGAUUCCCAGAGACCUGCAUUGCUUUCUCCUGGUUUUAUUUAACAAUCGACAAAUGAAAUUCUUACAGCCUGAAGGCAGACGUGUGCCCAGAUGUGAAAGAGACCUUCAGUAUCAGCCCUAACUCUUCUCUCCCAGGAAGGACUUGCUGGGCUCUGUGGCCAGCUGUCCAGCCGAGCCCUGUGUGUGAAUCGUUUCUGACGUGUGCAAAUGGGAAAGGAGGGGUUUUUUACAUCUCCUAAAGGGCCUGAUGCUAACACAAGUAGGAUUGACUUUAACUCUUAAGCGCAGCAUAUUGCUGUACACAUUUACAGAAUGGUUGCUGAGUGUCUGUGUCUGAUUUUUUCAUGCUGGUCAUGACCUGAAGGAAAUUUAUUAGACGUAUAAUGUAUGUCUGGUGUUUUUAACUUGAUCAUGAUCAGCUCUGAGGUGCAACUUCUUCACAUACUGUACAUACCUGUGACCACUCUUGGGAGUGCUGCAGUCUUUAAUCAUGCUGUUUAAACUGUUGUGGCACAAGUUCUCUUGUCCAAAUAAAAUUUAUUAAUAAGAUCUAUAGAGAGAGAUAUAUACACUUUUGAUUGUUUUCUAGAUGUCUACCAAUAAAUGCAAUUUGUGACCUGUA
This is a messenger RNA of Gorilla gorilla gorilla (western lowland gorilla), 4060 nucleotides long. It is a transcript of the gene PPP4R1, whose product is annotated as protein phosphatase 4 regulatory subunit 1. Gene Ontology annotation, cellular component: cytoplasm. The transcript is spliced from 20 exons. The record is from RefSeq and is a predicted model, not a curated record. Gene Ontology annotation, molecular function: protein phosphatase regulator activity; protein binding. Gene Ontology annotation, biological process: protein dephosphorylation. The coding region runs from base 11 to 2890 and encodes 959 amino acids. Lineage: Eukaryota; Metazoa; Chordata; Mammalia; Primates; Hominidae.